AUGGCUGAUAUGAGUGCAUCGCGUGACUUAUUAUUAUGUCCACUAUCAUUUACAUUAUUUCGUAACCCAGUGGUAGCGCAAGAUGGUCAUACCUAUGAAAGAGCUGCUAUUCAAGAUUGGAUUCGAAGAACUGGUAAAAGUCCGAUUACACAACAACCGUUAUCUAUUGAACAUCUCUAUCCAAAUCAUUUGGUAAAGAAGAUUGUCGACUCUUUCGAAGAGUUAACACGCAAUAAAAAAUAUCAGUUUACACUUGGCAUCGAUAUACGUCAAUCACAUCGACCAUUCUUUCAAACACAAACAAAGUCGAUCUACCGUGCCCAAUGGUUACUAAACAAUGAAAAUUUACCCGAAAUCGUCCUUUUGAAAAUUAAUGGUGCUCAAGCAAAAAAAGAAGCAUCGUUCUAUGUUGAACUCACUCGUCAUCCAAACAUUGUUCGAACAUUUGGUUUUGUCAACGACAAAGGUAGUAAUGAGCAGAGCGGAGCAGUACUCUUAGUACAAGAAUAUGCAUGUAAAGGGAGUUUGUACGAUUUAUUGCAAGAGCAAACAGUGAUUCCCGAUGAAAAAGUCCUUAUUCAAGUCUUUCUACAGAUCAUUGAAGCAAUGAUAUAUUUGGUAUCUAAUCAAGUCAUUCAUGGUGAUUUAGCAUGUCGAAAUGUUCUUGUAUUUCAUUUUGACUCAAAUAAUCCAGACAAGAAUGUUGUAAAACUUACUGAUUUUGGUCUCAGUCGUGCUAGUCAAUUGUUUUCAGUAUUACCUAGUAACGCACGAACACAACUGGACAUAGUUCCUGUUCGAUAUGCUGCACCUGAAAUAUUAUUAGAUAGCACACAACCUGAUCACUAUACAGAAAAAUCUGAUGUAUAUUCGAUGGGUGUAUUGAUGUGGGAAGCAUAUUCACGAUCUACAUUACCAUGGGCUAAUGUGGAAAAAGAUGAGGACGUUAUUCAGCUAGUGACAAUGGGCGAUGUUCUACAUCAACCGUCAAAUUGCAGUCAACCAUAUUGGGCUAUCAUUAACAAAACCUGGGCCAAAUUACCAAGUGAUAGGCCAACUUUCAAUGAAUUGAAGCGACUUCUUACCGAGCAGUAUUAUCGUUCAGAUAAUUUCUUGAAUAAUGGUGUUCCUAAAUGGAGACAUACAGCACCAGGAAUUUGCCUGGAAGGACCAUGUAUCAAUGAAUAUUGUGAAGCUUACAAUCAAGGAAACGUGGUUAUCUGUAUUGGAAUGAAAAAAUUCGACGUAGCGAUAGAUUCUGAUGAAUCAACCACUAAAUGCCCCUUGUGUUCUAUGUAUGUUGAACCGAAGAUUUGUGCAUUUAAUAAUUGCUCUUGGCGUUGGUCAGGCAUUCAACAAUUGCUCAAUAAGCCUCCCUUGCGAUGUUCUGGUGAUUGGAAAAUAGUUAGAAACGAAUAUCAUCAAUUUAAUGACACUACAAAUGAAACAAUUAGAUGGCGUCAAUUAGUCUUGGAAGCUAAACCUUUGUAA
Molecule: messenger RNA, 1491 nt
Organism: Rotaria sp. Silwood1
Lineage: Eukaryota; Metazoa; Rotifera; Eurotatoria; Philodinida; Philodinidae
Source: the annotation of a GenBank genome assembly